Messenger RNA from Panicum virgatum (switchgrass), 967 nucleotides. RefSeq names its product non-specific lipid-transfer protein C6-like. The transcript has 3 exons. NCBI's taxonomy places the organism in Eukaryota, Viridiplantae, Streptophyta, Magnoliopsida, Poales, Poaceae. The coding region runs from base 202 to 687 and encodes 161 amino acids. The record is from RefSeq and is a predicted model, not a curated record.
AAAAAAAUCCUGUUUUGAACCAGAGAUAUCAUUCGAGAUAGAUAACCAAUUGGCCAACAGAUUUUAUGGUCGUUGAGAUCCUCCUUAUAUCUCUAAGCAUGCAGAAGAUCGAAGCCAUGCUCUGCUCUCCCUAUAAAUUCGACGUCGCCUUCGUCGAAAAGCCGUCCCACCAGAUCCAUCGACCACCCAACCAGAAGAUACAUGGCGCCAUCCAAGAUGAACCUCCUGGUGGCCACCUUGCUCGUCGCCUUCGCGGCCGUGGCCACGCCACCGGCGGCGGCGUUCUCGUUCCCUGCCAUACUCCCCUGCCUAGAUCCGUUCCUUCCUCGGAUCCCACUGUUCCCCUGCGUGGAGCCGAAGCCGCUCGAUCUGGGGCCCAAGGAGUGCCGGACGCCGCUGCUGAAGAUGAUGCCGUGCGCGGUCUUCCUCACCAACAGCAGCGUCACGGCGCCCUCGCGCGCGUGCUGCGACGGCUUCAGCGCCAUCGGCAUGGACGGGGAGGCCAUCUGCUACUGCCGCCUCGUCAACGGCGACAUCCAGCAGCUCCUGCCGGUGCCGAUGAACUUCACCAGAAUGUUCUCCCUCACGGAUGCGUGCGGCAUCAAUUAUUUUGGGCUCGAUGCGCUCCCUGAGCACUGCGCCAGGGACGGUUCGCCGCCGAUGACCGCGUCACCGCCGGCACCUUAGGCCUUUAGGCAGGAACGCUGUACGAGUUAGAUGGGAAGGAUGAAGGUGUGGAUGCCAGAGGAUGGGUGUGCUUAGUUUCGACAUGCUAUACUAGUAGGAGUUGCUUAGGGGGUCAUAUGCAAGCUUUAGAUUAUGUGACAUCAUGUCAUUAGGUUUAGCCAUAGGGAUUUGGUUCCUGCCAUUCAAGAAUAAAGAUGUCAUUAUAUUCCAUCAAAAUACGUCAUCUGUUCUGAAAAUAUAGUGUCAUUACCACUCUCAACAUGAACAGAUAAGAUUCUGC